This is a messenger RNA of Mus caroli (Ryukyu mouse), 1561 nucleotides long. It is a transcript of the gene Timmdc1, whose product is annotated as translocase of inner mitochondrial membrane domain containing 1. Gene Ontology annotation, cellular component: mitochondrion. Lineage: Eukaryota; Metazoa; Chordata; Mammalia; Rodentia; Muridae. The record is from RefSeq and is a predicted model, not a curated record. Gene Ontology annotation, biological process: mitochondrial respiratory chain complex I assembly.
UGAGCCGGCUGGGGACCGGAUGUGAGGUUCAGUGUCCCCCAACGUGCCGCUAGUGGGCUGUCCAGGUCACCCUCUCCCACGGUGCCCGCCGACACCGGGGUGUCUGUCUCUCUGCGGGUAGGAGGGCGCCAUGGGGGCGCCGCCACCCGCACCCCGCAGCCGCCUUUGCGGAGCUUGGGGUCCUUUCCCCCGAGUGUUUGCUGCCGGUGCUGUGGCUGCGGAUUGCCCAGGCUUUGUGGAGGAUCGGGAGCAGCGUUCAGGUGUCUCAGAACCCGGUUCCCCGGAAUCCGGAUGGGACCGCCUCCGUCAGCUGUUUGCCAAAGAUGAACAUCAGAGAUUCUCAAAGGAGAUUGACUAUAUCUGCAGGGCAGCAGUUUCAGCCGGCAUCAUUGGCUGGGCAUAUGGAGGCAUACCUGCCUUUAUUUAUGCUAAAAAGCGCUACAUUGAACAGAGCCAAGCAGAGAUUUAUCAUAACCGAUUUGAUGCUGUGCAAAGUGCACACCGUGCUGCCACAAGGGGCUUCAUCCGGUAUGGCUGGCGCUGGAGUUGGAGAACUGCAGUUUUUGUGACCAUAUUUAACACAGUGAACACUGGAUUAACUGUGUAUCGAAAUAAAGACGCCUUGAGCCAUUUUGCCAUUGCAGGAGCUGUCACAGGAGGUCUUUUCAGAAUAAACUUAGGUGUUCGAGGCCUGGUGGCCGGUAGUAUAAUUGGAGCGUUGUUGGGCGCGCCCAUGGGAAGCUUGCUGAUAGCCCUGGAGAAGUACUCUGGUGAGACGGUUCAGGAGAGAAGGCAGAAAGACAGGAAGGCCUUGCAUGAGCAGAGGCUGGAAGAGUGGAGAAGCAGUCUGCAAGUCACUGAGCUCCUCCCGAUGGAGAUUGAAAGUGGCUUGGAGAAGAUUCAACCUGAGGAAAAUGCUCAGAGGAUUGAGGAGCUGCUAAGCCUCCCUAGGAACCCUUCAUCGCCAGAUAAACAAAGCAAGGACUGAGGACCAGGGGGCUGUGUCUGGGAACGCCAGUGCCAGGCUACUCCUUGCCGGCCCGCUGACAGAUGUGAGGGCUGGAAGCUGUGGUAGCGGUUUCUUGUCUCUGAUCUUUUUCUUUCUUUCUUUUUUUUUUUUUUUUUUUUUUUUUUUUUUUGAGACAGGGUUUCUUUGUGAAGCCCUGGCUGUUCUGGAACUCACUCUGUAGACCAGGCUGGCCUUGAACUCAGAAAUCCGCCUGCCUCUGCCCCCUGAGUGCUGGGAUUAAAGGCAUGCACCACCACGUGGCUUCCGAUCUUUUUAUUACAUCCAGAAUUAGGCACCUAGUACUCAGCAGGGUGCCACUGACCUGUAAUUCCAGAUGCUUGGGAGGCUGAGGAAGGAAGAUAGUGUGAUGCUAGCCUGAUCUAUUUAAUGAGAACCUGUUUAAAAAAUGUGCACCCACAAAAAGACAAACAACAGAACCAAAAAGCAACCCAAAUAUUCUUAUUUAUUCCGAUCAUUGAUCCAUCUAAAUAUUUCAUAUUUCUCUAUCAUGCUAGAUUUUGUACAAGUAAAAUUCUUCCCAAAAGAUUAAAA